AAAGAGGAAACGGCUAGGUUUUCCCCGCACUUAAAAUAAACGGCGGCGCCACAUUUGCAACAUAGCUCCGCAUUUUCUACUUUACUGUCUUCAACUGUUCUCUCUCUCUCUCUCUCUCUCUCUCAGAAGUGUUACGAAAGAGAGAUGCUCGGUCUGGGUCUGGCUGUUGGUCCUGCUGCUCCUGCUGCCAAUACACCCAACACCAAUCUUCUCCUGCUCUCCUCCAACAAGCAAAUACAAACCAAUUUCUCUUCUUCUUCUUUUCUCACGCCUUGUUCAGUCAGAAACGCGCAUCUGCUGCAUUCAAGUUGUAGAACAAUUAAAGCCAUGGCGGCUGAGGAUACCUUUACAGUGACAACCCAUGACUCCAAAUUUCCUGCCUCCGGUAAUAGGCUUGCUCUGAUAUCAUUGUCAGACAAGAAAGAUCUUGCUUUAUUGGGCAAUGGGCUUCAGGACUUGGGGUAUAAAAUUGUUUCGACUGGAGGAACAGCAUCUGCUUUAGAAAGUGCUGGGUUGUCUGUCACUAAAGUGGAACAAAUUACAUCUUUCCCGGAGAUGCUUGAUGGUCGUGUAAAAACUUUACACCCGAAUGUACAUGGCGGUAUCCUUGCUAGAAGAGACCAAAAGCAUCACAUGGAAGCUCUUAGUAAACAUGGAAUUGGUACUUUUGAUGUGGUUGUGGUGAAUUUAUACCCCUUUUACGAAAAAGUUACUUCAACAGGAGGAAUAGAGUUUGAAGAUGGAGUUGAGAAUAUAGAUAUUGGUGGUCCUGCCAUGAUUAGAGCAGCUGCAAAGAAUCACAAAGAUGUCCUGGUGGUGGUUGAUUCAGAAGACUAUCCUGCAUUGCUGGAAUAUCUUAAGGGAGACAAGGUUGAUCAACAAUUCCGAAGGAAGCUUGCAUGGAAGGCUUUCCAGCAUGUUGCUUCUUAUGAUUCUGCAGUUUCAGAAUGGCUGUGGAAGCAGACUACAGAAGACAAAUUCCGUCCGAGCUUAACGGUGCCUAUACUGCUCAAAAGUCCCCUUCGUUAUGGUGAAAAUCCUCAUCAAAAGGCUGCAUUUUAUGUUGACAAGAGUCUUUCUGAGGUCAAUGCUGGUGGUGUUGCAACUGCUAUCCAACACCAUGGGAAGGAGAUGUCAUAUAAUAAUUAUUUAGAUGCCGAUGCAGCUUGGAAUUGUGUGUCAGAGUUUAGGAAUCCUACCUGUGUAGUUGUGAAGCAUACAAAUCCUUGUGGUGUAGCUUCACGUAAUGAUAUACUUGAAGCAUACAGGCUUGCUGUCAAAGCAGAUCCCGUGAGUGCAUUUGGUGGCAUUGUAGCAUUCAACAUAGAGGUUGAUGAGGCUCUUGCUAAGGAAAUCCGAGAGUUUAGAAGCCCGACAGAUGGUGAAACUCGGAUGUUCUAUGAGAUUGUGGUUGCACCCAAGUACACAAAGAAAGGGCUUGAAAUCCUCCGAGGAAAAUCAAAGACUCUAAGGAUCCUUGAGGCAAACAAAAAUGAGAAAGGAAAGCUUUCACUUAGACAGGUUGGCGGUGGGUGGUUAGCACAGGACUCGGAUGAUUUAACUCCCCAAGAUAUACAGUUUAAAGUUGUUACUCAGAAGGCUCCACAAGAAAGUGAGCUUGGUGAUGCAGAGUUUGCAUGGUUGUGCGUCAAGCAUGUCAAAAGCAAUGCAAUUGUAAUAGCAAAGAAUAAUUGUAUGUUGGGUAUGGGAAGUGGGCAGCCAAACCGUCUGGAGAGUUUAAGAAUAGCCUUGAAGAAAGCAGGAGAAGAGGUCAAGGGUGCAGCUUUGGCCAGUGAUGCUUUCUUCCCAUUCGCUUGGAAAGAUGCAGUGGAAGAAGCAUGUGAGAGCGGAGUUAGUGUUAUUGCAGAACCUGGUGGGAGCAUCAGAGAUGGGGAUGCUAUAGACUGCUGUAACAAGUAUGGAGUUUCACUUCUUUUCACAAAUGUGAGGCACUUCAGGCAUUGAUAACAAUUUUCUGCCUUGGUGCUUGUCUUGGGACCUUAGGUCUGAAUCUGUUGUUUUCAUAGGAUUACUGAGUUUCUUUUUGUUCUCUCCUGGAGAAGUUCCUGUAGAUGGUUGCUUGGCAUCCGGGCAAGUCAUAAUGAAUCUUUUUUUGGGUAUAAAAUAAGGGCUUAAAAAUCAAAUUUCA
Molecule: messenger RNA, 2149 nt
Organism: Prunus mume (Japanese apricot)
Lineage: Eukaryota; Viridiplantae; Streptophyta; Magnoliopsida; Rosales; Rosaceae
Product: AICARFT/IMPCHase bienzyme family protein
Biological process (GO): 'de novo' IMP biosynthetic process
Cellular component (GO): cytosol
Molecular function (GO): IMP cyclohydrolase activity; phosphoribosylaminoimidazolecarboxamide formyltransferase activity
Source: RefSeq, a predicted model, not a curated record